AUGGUCGAGCAGUCGGAUCGCGCUCCACUGCUCGACUGGGAGGAGAUUCCACCAAACGAACUGACCCAGGCGGUUCCCGCACCAGCAAAAGAAAAUGGAUCGGAAUCAAAUCCGCCAGACGGCCGCUCUCUGGGCAGCACCGCGCUCGCCAUCGGGUGGAACACUAGCUCUGGGGGUCCAGCAAGUGUAACAACUAUUCCCAGCGUGAACAGGAGCCCUCACAUUGACCAUCCUGGCCCGUGGGAUGUUCCCAGUCCCAUCCAUGCCGACUCUAGAAUAUCUCUGAAAGAACGACUGGGAUGGGAGGAAAAGGACCAAAUAGUGGCUGUGUUUGUGGUAACCUUUGACACAAGAUCAGGUAACAUGGUGGAAUGGUGCUUACCCCAAGAUGUGAAUCUUGACGGAGUGGAAUUCAAGUCAAUGGCGAGCGGAUCACACAGAAUCGCCAACGACUUCAUAUAUUUCCGUAAAGGCUGCUACUUUGGGCUGGCUUGUUUUGCUAACAUGCCUGUUGAAAGUGAAUUGGAGAGAGGGGCGCGGAUGAAAUCUGUGGGUAUUCUGUCUCCCUCUUACACCCUCCUAUAUCGCUACAUGCACUUCCUGGAGAACCAGGUUAGACACCAGCUCCAGUGCCCUGGCUCGUAUUCUCCUCUGGAGGCCUUCUAUGAGGAUAAGAAAGCUGUGCUGCCCCCAGCAGGGAACGGCUUUGUCACUGCUUGUCCAACCAGUGCCUGGGUCCCAGCCAUCAACCGCUGCAUGCACCCAGAGAUGAAGAUCACCCACCCGGCCGGCUGCAUGUCCCAGUUCAUCCACUUCUUUGGGGAGCAGAUCAUGGUGCUGUGGAAGUUUGCCCUACUCCGAAAACGAAUCCUUAUCUUCUCCCCACCACCUGUGGGUGUCGUGUGCUACAGGGUGUACUGCUGUUGCUCUCUGGCCAACAUCUCUAUACCUGGGAUAGGUGUGUCUGUGCCUGAGUUCCGCCCCUUCUUCUACAUCAAUGUGGCAGACAUCGCUGCCCUGGCAACAGAGAUGUCAUACGUGGCUUGUACGACAGAGAAGAUCUUUGAGGAGAAGAAGGAGCUGUAUGAUGUAUAUGUUGACAACCAGAAUGUGAAGACACACAGAGAUAGCCUUCAGCCACUACUCCGGCUGAAUGGGGUGGACCGGGAGAAGUAUAGGAAACUCAGCGAACAGAGGCAACUGCUACUUUACACUCAGGAGGUGGAUGGAGACUGCACAUCAAAUGAGGAGGACCUCUUUAUACUGUUUUUCAUGGAGCAGAAUAACCGUAUCUUCCAGACUCUAUCGGAGGUGGCGGCGAGUGCGGACCCCACCCUGACGGCAGAGCACGUGAGGGCCAUGGGGCUGGACCCUCAGGCAGACCGCACUUUCCUGGUGGAUCUGCUGGAGCUCUAUGGCAUUGAUGCCAUGCUGGUAAUCGAUAACCCCUGCUGCCCCUGAGCCCUGUGUGGCCUGUGCUCCUCUCUCCUUGUCCCCUGAAGACACUGCCUCCUACUCUUCGUCCCCUGGCCUCCUGCCCAGUCAAAUGCCUGCAGGUUUCUCUUGGUCUCUCGCCAUACUCCGGGAUACAGCUGCCUUUGGCCAGUGUUAACUUAGAGGCAGCUCACCUGGCCAAUUGGGCCACGAUAAUAGACACUGCCUGGACUCUGCAGUUCUCUUGCUAAAGUCUGUUUCACAUUCAACAACCACUUGUCUUGUUUGUCUGUUCGCUUGGCAUCUGUUCUCUUCUCACUUGGAUUUCUGCUUGGUUCACCAGCCCUAGUCAAUGGAAGUGGAAGUUCCACGGAACCUUUGAUCAAUGUGCCUCGUUGUACUGCUCCCAAUACUAUGGAGCACUGCUGACUUUGACCAACAGCGCCAUGUAUCUACAGUAGCAUCCUGUUUGGGGAUGGAUAAUUGAUUGUUCCUCUCACUUGGAACCUUAACUCCAAAUUCAGCCAUGGCACCAAGCCCUUUUUUUCUUACGCCAGAUGUAUUUAUUUGAUAUAAUGCCCUCAUCCAAGGAGGUAUUUAUUAUGGAGCUGAGGUUGAAUAUUUGUUAAAUACUGUAACAUUUCAUUAGACUGCACAUGUUUGUCUGACUUGGUCCAAUGCUGACACCCAUACAGGCUCCAGUCACUUAUGUUUUUCCCUUGUCACAUUGCACAUGUGUAUGGUGACUUUUGGAUAAUGUUUUGUGUCGUGUUUUAUCAAGUUUAGAUGUUUUAAAAUUGUGAACUUGAAACUUAAAUGAAUGUGUUUCUAUGACACUAACUUAUCAUGAAUGCUGCACCACACCACAACUUCUGUACUCUUGUUUGAUGACCACAUGAUUAUGGGUCAACUUGUUUGUGUUCUGAUUUAAUGGCCCAAUGUUGUCAGCAGAGAAACUGUUACUAAAAGUGCAGUCAGUGAUGUAACAGUCUGUCUGUCUGUGUACUUCAAACUGUACUGCCCGGUUAUCAAUGAGAUUUGUUGCAGAUUAAAUUAGAUUCACGGGUGUCUGAGAGGGCAGAUACAACUUUCUUUCUUGUUGGAGCUUGUCAGCUGCAGGAAGGAGAUCGUUGUGCCCCGUCACUGUAACAAUGACUCCUUUGUAUGCUUGAGGUUCACAGAGGGAAUUACUCCCCUCUCUGGGCAGACAGACCCUGAUAUAGGAUCAAUUUAGAUUUUUUAUCAAAAUAAGAUAACAUGGACAGGGGAACUUGAUCAUAGAUCAGCACUCCUACAGUGAGACACUUUUCGAAAACAGGCCCUGGAGAUGACGUUAUUUUGUUCUAUAGUCCUGGGUGACUGAUUUAAAUCAAUGUAUGAAGCAGUCAUCCAAUAGAUGUGAGUUCAAUGACGCAUCAAAUAUUUUGGAUGAAGACAGCGAACUGCUUUCAUUGGGUUCGACUGGUCAGUAGAUGUCGGCAAUAGUGGCGCUGUUCAUUGAGGUUUAGCUGGGGACAGUUCUGUCCUACAGUGUGGGUUAUAAAGCCUAAUUAGUGGGUCAUCUUUGUGUUAAGUGCAGGCACUCAAUUAAGACCACAGGCUUAUUAUACCUGUCAACAGGAAGAGGAAUAGAGGAAAUGUUUUAGAUUUUAAACACUUCCAACUACUUUAUCAACAUGUCAAUUGACACUACUGAUAUUGGUGUUUGGUAAUAUGAUUAAAUGUAGUUGACAGCCAUGUUGACUUAGCCCCUUUUCCCUUCUGUUUGUUUUGACCUGUCCCACCCUGUUCUUUUCAGCACAUCCUGGGCAUGCGACUGUUUGUUUUACAGGUGUAUCAUGUAAAUGUAGUAGAGAAUGCACACGACACAAAAAUAAAUGUAUCAAAUGCCUUCUUUGUGGAAAUUGUUCAGACCUGUACCAGCAUUGGCUCAUUUGAAUAUAUUUGUACAGUAUGUCACCCCACUGAAUGUCAAUAGAAAGCUUAAUCUGUAUUACUUCAGCACUAAUAUGCUUCAAGUACUUUAACAACUCAUAUAGCUAACUGUUAAUCCUUGAUCACAGCAACUGUAAUGUAAACCUACACUUAAAACAUUGGUUAACUACACAGCUACAUCCAGAACCUGUACUACUAUAAAACAUGGAAAGAGGCUUUAGUGAUGAAUACACAUUUAGUAACUUGAUCGCCUGAGCCACUCUUGUUUUCAAGCUGGUGACAUUACACAGUACUGCCACUGUAAAACAAUAAAACAUUGGUUUUCUCUGA
Salvelinus fontinalis (brook trout) is the source of this 3699-nucleotide messenger RNA. RefSeq names its product DENN domain containing 11 (gene dennd11). Bases 1 to 1461 code for a protein of 486 amino acids. The transcript has 9 exons. Gene Ontology annotation, cellular component: cytoplasm. The record is from RefSeq and is a predicted model, not a curated record. Lineage: Eukaryota; Metazoa; Chordata; Actinopteri; Salmoniformes; Salmonidae.